GCCACAUGGAGCUGCGCUUAAUAUUGAUGGCCACGCUGGCCAGUCUCAGCCUUAGCCAGAGCUACGCUCAAACCACCUGCAAGAACGGACUGGGCCGCGUGCUAUACGAGCGGCUGCCCAACCAGCAGCUGCAGGGCUACGAUGAUGAUGUGGUGCGGGAUACGGCGCCGCCGUUCCGCGUGCUGGAGAAGUGCCAGGAUCUGUGCCUGCGGGAUCGCACCGGCACCAACAAUCUGGUGCGCACUUGCACCAGCUUUGAUUUUCAGCCGGGCAGCCGGAUCACCUCAUUCGGCGGCACCUCCGAAUACGAGGAGUCGCUCUGCUAUCUCACCUCCGAACAGGCCGGGCCCGAGGGCAUCGGCAGCCUGAUGCUGGUGCCCAAUAGCGUUCACUUCAACGAGAUCUGUCUGACAUCCAGCCGCCCCGAGCGUGAGUGUCCCAGUCGACGUUAUGUAUUCGAGCGGCAUCCGCGCAAGAAACUCAAGCUGCCCAUCAGCGACAUCAAGGAGAUAACGGCCGCCAAUCGCUCGGACUGCGAGGACAAGUGCCUGAAUGAGUUCUCGUUUGUGUGUCGCUCGGCGAACUUUGAUUCCACGAUGCGCUCCUGCACGCUGAGCAGAUUUACGCGACGCACGCAUCCGGAACUGAUGGAGGACGACCCCAAUUCGGACUAUCUGGAGAAUACGUGCUUAAAUGCUGAACGUCGCUGCGAUGGCCUGGCCGUUUUUGUCAAGGAGGAGAACAAGCGCCUGGGCGGUCCCUUUGAGGUGGACAUCUUCAACAAUAUGACGCUGGAGGAGUGCCAGACCAUGUGCCUGCGCGCCGAGAAAUACUUUUGCCGUUCGGUGGAGUUUGAUGAUCAAAGCAAACAGUGCAUCUUGUCCGAGGAGGAUUCCAUUUCUCAGAAGGAUGACAUCAGCAUCAGCUCCAGCCCCACACAUCAUUUUUAUGAUCUUGUGUGCCUCGAUAAUCAACGAGCCACCGAUUAUCCAGAUAACUCGGUUACCUCACACCUCUUCUCGAGCGGCCGUCGGCCAGAUACAGCAUUCCAGCGUUACCGCAACUCGCGUCUGGGCGGCGAGUUUCACUCAGAGAUCACGGGCCGUUCGCUGAGCGAGUGCCUGGACGAGUGCCUGCGCCAGACCAGCUUCCAGUGCAGGUCUGCGGUUUAUAGCGAUCGUUUUCGUACUUGUCGCCUCAGUCGGUACAAUCAAAAGGAUGGCAUGCGCAUCAUAUACGAUGCUGAUUACGAUUACUAUGAGAAUCUUAUGUUAAACGUUGUGGGCGGCGGCGGCAGCGGCAGCGGCGGCGGCGGCGGCGCCGAUAGCGAUGCCAAGCGACCCGGCGAUCAGUCUGGCAGCAACUGGAGACAGCCUAACAAGCAUGACGAUCGCUACGGAUCAGGGUCAGCCGCUGGUGGUUCGGGCUCUCAUGCUGCUGGUGCUGGUGGCAGCAACAGGCUGCCACCUGGCGAGGGCAUUGAUUAUGGCAGGCCAUAUGAUCGCUAUCCCGACUUUGCAGCCAAUGAAUAUGCAGAUCGUUAUCCCUACGGCGAUCGCGAACGUGAUCGCGACCGUGAUCGUGAUCGCGAUCGCGAGCGAUACCCACCCGAUCGUUAUGGCGGCUCUCGUUAUCCGGGCAGCGAUGGCCUCGGCAUGGGCAUGGGCAUGGGCUUGGGCUAUGGUCGACCCUACGAACGCUAUCCCGAUGAUUAUGAUCGCUACCCAGUGGGAGGCAGUGGCGACCGAGAUCGCGAUCGCGAUCGGGAUCGUGAUCGUGAUCGCGAGCGGGAUCGCUACCCGGAACGCUAUCCGCACGAUCGCUAUGGAGACAGACGCUAUCCGGAGCGGGAGCGGGAUCGUGAUCGUGAUCGGCUGCCUUAUCGCCCGCUACCUUAUCCAGGCAUUAAUGAUAACACGCUGCCCAGCGAUCUGCCCCAUACGAGACCCUUUCCCCCCGACGACGAUGCGCCCUACAGGCCCUAUGGGUAUGGUGGAGGCGGUCGAUAUGGCGACAAUCGCUAUGACAGCCGCUAUCCGGCACGCUAUCCGCCGGGUCGUGAUCCUGUGGGCGGUUAUACGGGCCGAGAUGCGCCCGAUAGCAUAUUUCCGGACAGACGCUAUCGACCCUCGUCCAUGGACUCGUCACGCUAUCCCUAUGUGCCUGACUCUCGCGGGCCACCCGGACGCUAUGAUGAUAUUGUGCACAGCGCCAGGCGACCGGAACCGGAUUCCGCCAAACGCUAUCCGCCCGCUCCCCUGGCGCCCACGGGCAGCGCCAGCAAGUACGCCUCGACCCCGAAUCGCUUUCCGGUGGGCAGCGAUCGCUAUCCCAUCGACAUCUACAAGUACGGUAAUCGCCUCGGCCCCAGUGAUUUGGGCAGACGUCCCGGUUUGGAACGCCCGCCGUCCUACUACGAUUACGACUACGAGGAACGCUAUGGCGAUCGCUUUGCGCCGGGGCCCUACGAUCGCGAGUACGACGGUCCGCCCGCUCGCCGCCCGCCUCCGGGGCGCUAUGACACGCCCUUUAAUCGGCCCUAUGCUGCAGGUGGCGGUGGCCUUGAUGAUCGUCCCAUACCGCUGCCGGGUCUGGGCCUAUCGCAUCCGCCCACUCCGUAUGCUGGUGGCGGUGGCGGAUCGCAUGUGGGCGUGGCUAUUGGGGCUGGUCCACCGCGUCCGCCGAUCACGCGCUGCGAGGAGAGCGACAAUUUCAAGCAGAUCGCGGCUCGUCACAAAAUGCGACGUCAUUUCGUGAGACGGGCACUGAUCGUGCCCAGCCUGAUACAGUGCGAACGGGAAUGCAUCGAGAGCCGCGACUUUGUCUGCCGCAGCUUCAACUACAGAGACACCGCCUCCAGCUAUGACGAUCGCGAUCGGGAGCGGGAUCGGGAACGUGAACGCGAGUCGCCCAACUGCGAGCUGAGCGACAGAGAUUCGCGCGAGCUGGACAUACACGAUCCGGGCUCGUUUGACGCCUCCAACUAUGACUUCUAUGAGCGCAGCAUUGGACGCAGCAGCGACGGCGAGUGCAUGGAUGUGACGCAGACGUGCAACGAGGAGGGCAUGGAGUUCACCAUACGGACGCCGGAGGGCUUUCUCGGACGCAUCUACACAUACGGCUUCUACGAUCGCUGCUUCUUCCGCGGCAACGGCGGCACCGUCAACGUGCUCCGAAUCAGCGGACCCCAGGGCUAUCCCGACUGCGGCACACAGCGCUACGGCGACACGCUGACUAAUAUCGUGGUCGUGCAGUUUUCGGACAAUGUACAAACAAGUCGCGAUAAGCGAUACAAUCUCACCUGCAUCUUUCGUGGCCCCGGCGAAGCGGUCGUCAGCUCUGGCUACAUCGGCGCGGGCUCGGGCAGCCCCAUACCCAUCGAGUAUUUGCCGGCCGAGAACACGCUCAGCUCCAAGGUGCGUCUGAGCAUUCUGUAUCAGGGCAGACCGACGACCACCAUAGCCGUUGGUGAUCCGUUGACGUUCCGCCUGGAGGCGCAGGAUGGCUACAACCACGUGACGGACAUCUUUGCCACCAAUGUGGUGGCCAGGGAUCCCUACUCCGGACGCAGUAUACAGCUUAUAGAUCGCUUUGGCUGCCCGGUGGAUCCGUAUGUGUUCCCAGAGCUGGACAAGCUACGCGAUGGCGACACACUGGAGGCACGCUUCAAUGCCUUUAAGAUACCCGAAUCCAAUUUCUUGGUGUUUGAGGCCACGGUGCGCUCCUGCCGCGAAGGCUGCCAGCCGGCCUAUUGUCCCGGUCCCGCCGGGCGCCAGGAGCCCUCCUUUGGCCGCCGGCGACGCAGCCUAAACAUAACCGACAUACCCGAGCCACAGGCACUCGAGGGCGAGCUGGACCCGCAGGAGAUUACGGUGGUCAACAGCACGACAGUCAGUGCGACGAUGGGUGGGGAACAGUUCAAUGCCACGCAGGAUCGCGAGAAGCCCAAGGAGAAUGAGGAGCCCGAGCAAGUGCGCGAAAUGAUCGAGGUAUUUGAGACGCGCGAGGAAAUCGAAAAGGAAUCGUAUCCACGCAAACUGGUCGCACCCGUGGAAACUGUGUGCAUGACGCCCGCCGAGUAUCACGGAUUAAUUACAGCUAUUAUUCUGCUGAUGAUCCUGCUCUUUAGCAUUACCCUGGUGGCAGGACUCGGCUACAGACGCUACUGGAAAUCCAUGUCGAAGAAUCGUCUGGUGGAUCGCCACUCGCCCAUCCACUCGCUGGGCCACUCGCACUCCUCGAUGCGCACCCACGAGCGCUUCUCCGAGAUCGGGCACAUGCCCAAUGCAGCAGGAGUAGGGGGAGGAGUAGGAGGAGUUGGUGCUGGCAGCAAUCGGAGCACAUCUAAUCGCGCCUCGAACGCUUUUCGCACCAACAUGUCCAUGUUUGGCGGCUCAUUACACAAGACUUUUGCCACAGGCAAUCUGGCGCGCAUGUGCCAGCUGCCGGUUAUAAAUCCCAUACGCACGGCCGGCAACAACAGCAACAGCAAUCACCAGUUCGAGGAUCCAAGCGAGCCCAUCUACACCGAUCCGUCGCUCUUCGAGCGCUCCAGAUCGCUGCGAAGUCUGACCAUGGUCGCCGAGUCCGAAGAUAAUCAAGAGGUCUAAAACGCAAAUGCACAAGGAUAUAAUUUGCUCGUCUUCUUGUGAUUAGUUGUAAAUAACCAAGCGAAGCUGUUCGACAACAUUUCAGCCUAAAUAUGGAUACAUAAAAUGGAACUUUCUAUCGGCCCAAUAAAGGAAAGUCCAGCACGUGCAUUCGGUUACCUCAGGCAUACAAAAGGAAAAAUGUUUGAGGCUCAAUAUCUAACUGAUAUCCACAUUAGACGUAAGCCCUUAAAUCGAAGACAAUCUAUUAAUAUUAACAGCAAGAACCAAAAAAUUCAUAGCAAAACAUAUGCAAAAUGUCAAACACACGUAUUUCUACAUAACUAAGAUACAUAUAUACAUAUAUAUAUAUAUAUUAAU
Molecule: messenger RNA, 4970 nt
Organism: Drosophila montana
Lineage: Eukaryota; Metazoa; Arthropoda; Insecta; Diptera; Drosophilidae
Gene: nompA
Product: no mechanoreceptor potential A
Exons: 22
Coding region: 6-4610 (1534 amino acids)
Source: RefSeq, a predicted model, not a curated record